CGGCGCGGCGGGCCGAAGCACCAGUGUAGUUUUCCAGUUGGCGAUUGAGUCAGCCGUGUCGUGCUCUCAGCCGUCCUCGUUCUCCUACUCGUCCUCGUCCUCGUCCUCCUACUCGUCAUGUCUGGCCGCGGAAAGCAGGGUGGCAAGGCUCGCGCCAAGGCCAAGUCUCGGUCUUCCCGGGCCGGGCUGCAGUUUCCCGUAGGCCGUGUGCACCGCCUGCUGCGCAAGGGCAACUACGCCGAGCGGGUCGGCGCCGGCGCCCCCGUUUACAUGGCGGCGGUGCUGGAGUACCUGACGGCCGAAAUCCUGGAGCUGGCGGGCAACGCCGCCAGGGACAACAAGAAGACGCGUAUCAUCCCCCGCCACCUCCAGCUGGCCAUCCGCAACGACGAGGAGCUCAACAAGCUGCUGGGCAAGGUGACGAUCGCCCAGGGCGGCGUGCUGCCCAACAUCCAGGCCGUCCUGCUGCCCAAGAAGACCGAGAGCCACCACAAGGCCAAGGGCAAGUAAGCCGGCUCGGCUCCCGGGGCCGAAAGGCUCACUCCCGAAACCAACGGCUCUUUUCAGAGCCACCCACCCCGU
This is a messenger RNA of Sarcophilus harrisii (Tasmanian devil), 582 nucleotides long. RefSeq names its product histone H2A type 2-A. Gene Ontology annotation, cellular component: nucleosome. Lineage: Eukaryota; Metazoa; Chordata; Mammalia; Dasyuromorphia; Dasyuridae. The coding region runs from base 118 to 510 and encodes 130 amino acids. Gene Ontology annotation, molecular function: DNA binding; structural constituent of chromatin; protein heterodimerization activity. The transcript has a single exon. The record is from RefSeq and is a predicted model, not a curated record.